AUGACACGUGGAAGACAUCAACAUGUUGCACCGCCAUCGAAAAUGGCUAAAGUAAAUCGUCUUCGCUUCUUUGGUCAUAUACUAAGGAGGCCGGCAGAUCGCCUUCUUCAACGAGUUCAGAGGAGUUCGUCGGGUUCGAGCUGGAAGAAGCCACCUGGCCGAAAACGGAAGUUCUGGACUGAAGUGGUGAAGGAGGACCUGAGGGCACUCGGCGUGGAUAGGCAGUUGAGGCGAGACGUAAUGUUUUGCAGAACAUGGAAUAGCGGCGAAUGGAUUGAUUCUGUGCAAGGUCUCGCAGAAGAUCGAGAAGGUCGGGCAGAGCUGUGUUCAAGGACGGCACACUUCGGCGAAGAUGCGGGUAACUUACUCGCGUCAGGCGAUGACAUCGCCGACCGCCGAUUAAGUCAAUCCAAUAUGAAAGACGCAAUUUCGGCAAUACCCACCGCAGGCGUACUUGGUGCUGGAGAGCAAGAUCAGAUUGAAGUAGUCGUCACAAAGUUUAAUAACAAUGAUGGAAAGAUAGAAAUUUCUUACGCCUUUGUUGACGAAUCGAUGGAGCAAUUCAACAAAAAUGUGCUGUCAACGUUGCAAAGAAGAACUCAUCGACUCGACGUUAUCUUCCGAUGA
Necator americanus (New World hookworm) is the source of this 627-nucleotide messenger RNA. RefSeq lists its product as uncharacterized. The transcript has 3 exons. Bases 1 to 627 code for a protein of 208 amino acids. The record is from RefSeq and is a predicted model, not a curated record. NCBI's taxonomy places the organism in Eukaryota, Metazoa, Nematoda, Chromadorea, Rhabditida, Ancylostomatidae.